Chanos chanos (milkfish) is the source of this 612-nucleotide messenger RNA. RefSeq names its product melanocortin 2 receptor accessory protein 2b (gene mrap2b). The record is from RefSeq and is a predicted model, not a curated record. Gene Ontology annotation, molecular function: type 5 melanocortin receptor binding; type 4 melanocortin receptor binding; corticotropin hormone receptor binding. Gene Ontology annotation, biological process: regulation of adenylate cyclase-activating G protein-coupled receptor signaling pathway; protein localization to plasma membrane. NCBI's taxonomy places the organism in Eukaryota, Metazoa, Chordata, Actinopteri, Gonorynchiformes, Chanidae. Gene Ontology annotation, cellular component: endoplasmic reticulum; plasma membrane. The transcript has 3 exons.
AUGUCCGUGUUCAUCAAUGCCAGUCAAAGCGGCCGUCACGCGCAGGGCAGUGAAGACUACGUAUGGCAGUAUGAGUAUUACGACGACCAAGAGCCCGUUUCAUUCGAGGGACUGAAAGCCCAUCGAUACUCGAUCGUGAUUGGCUUCUGGGUCAGUCUGGCUGUGUUUGUCCUCUUCAUGUUUUUUGUCCUAAUGUUACUGACAAAGACAGGCCCCCCACAUCCAGAAAACCCGCUCUCAUAUCAGCGGCAGAGUUGCCUAGGUGACGGUGUGCCGGAUGUGGGCCGUCCGCAGGUGUUGUCCUGCCCGCUGUCUGUCCAAUCACGUUCCGUUUUCCACUUUUACAUCAACGAGGAGGAGCAGAGCAGGGCUCGGGCAGGAGUGGUGAUUGGCCAGGAAAGACCAGAUGGGCGUGACCUAGAGCCCGAGCGACUGUCAAAGAGCCAGAGAGGAAAUGGAGAGGAAGACUUCCUGUCUGACUUCAACAUACCCAACUUUGUAAACGCCGAACACAGCUCCACAACAGCUGACAACGACGUCACGCUGUAUGAGUCACCAAUCAUCACGGAGAGCCAAUAGCGUGCAGAGACUGUCAACUACAUCAUCAACUGA